AUUUUGAUGUGUGGCUUCAGUAAGAAAGUGUGGGAAUCAACGUUCUUCUGUUUUGUUUUCUUGUCUGUCAGAUAAGACGAAGCCUUGCGUUAGAAGUGAACCAACGUAAUCAUCCGUUUCUUUGGUUAAGGAAAUUCCUCUUGCCAAGCUGUUCGUCGCUAUGAGUUGUAACGAGAAGAACAACAAACGGCGGAAGAAACGGUCGAAGCAAAGUACAGAGACGGACACACACGUUCCGAAAUCCCUUGAAACUCGAGAGCUACAGAAUAAUUCAUCUAGAGAUGAUGACUCACCAAAGGCUGGAACUCCCACAAUAGAUGGUGAACGCUGUCUUCUUUGUCACAAAGAACGUUAUGAGAGAAACAAGAAAGGAGAACUUACUAAAUCUUCAACUCAAACAUCAAAUCCUAAUGGAACUUCAGUGUCACAGGUUCCACUGUGGGUAUGUCCAGAAUGUAGAAGAAGUAUUGAGGAGGAAGAACGCAGGGCAGCAAUGGAACCAUCAAUACCUGUGCAAGACUUCAAGGAAAAGCCAUCUUUGAAUCUCACUCUCUCAAUCACAACCAAACCUUUUGAGCAACAAUCCAAGUGCUUUCACCAAAACUGCAGUAGAAGCUCUGUCAAGCAAGAUACAAUAAAAGCUGCUGAAAUUAAGGAGAAAGAAAGGCAACAACUGCGGUGUUGUUGGGGCGAGGUUAAAAACAUUGUGAGGUGUAUUUACAGAGAGGCUGGAACAUCCUUAGCAGAUGGGGAAGAAACUGUUAAAAAUUCUUUAGAUGAAAACAGACUCAGAUUCAAAGUAGAUAAAUUACUAAAAAGUGAUCCUGCUCAGUUGUUUGAAAAACUUGAAAUUCAAGCCAGGGAAUAUGUCCGAGAAGUGAAAGUACGCCUUGUGAAAUAUUUGACAUCAUGUCCCUUGUCCCCAAACCAUGCUAAAGAAUUUUUUACUAUGUUACUGGAUGAAUACCAAGCACUGUCAAAGGCUUUUGAUAUCCUCAGACCAUUCUUCUCCAAGCUGGAUGUUGACCAUUUGAAAGAGUUUGGUUUGAAUUGGGAUCUCUUACACAAACACCUUUUUUACACUGAAAUCUAUCGGGACCCUGCAGUUUAUGGCAACCUUCCUGGGCUAAUUACUCAGUUAAGACUAGGUGCAGUUGCAAAAGAGAAUUUUCAUCAGGACACAUUUCCAAACUUACUACACAGGUACCUUAAUUUUACUGAUGAUCUCACUGAGAUUGAGUUUUCAUGGAAAGAGAGUGAGAGAGCGUUCAAAUUCUAUAAAGAAAAACAGGCUGAACUUCGCGAAAAAACCGGCAUACCAAAAGUGGAGUGGGAAGAUGAUUCUACAGGAGUAGAGUGGAAAAAUAGGAUAGUUCUGGGUUCCAAGAAGCUUACUCAACAAAAGUGUCAUUGUGGUCACUGCAGUGUUCCUUCAUUGCCCCUCAAUUCACCAGUACCAUCAAUACCACCUUUUAAAACAGCAAGUUCACACACAAAACCCUGCGGCAAUCACAUCUCAGCUGCAGUAUCCACUCAUAACACAGCUGGUAGCAGGAUGCAGUGGACAAACCCAGUGUCGGUGCCAAACUUCAGUCCUCACCUUUUGGUGGCUAAUGACCUCCAUAGUAUCCCACCCUCCCAACUUCUGCCGCCGCCACCUCUCAUGAUGAAUGGUGGAGCAAAUCUUUGUCAAUGCUCAGCAUGUAGUGGUACAACUGGGUAUCGGGAAGGAGUUAAAAGUACAGAACAGCAUACGAGUGGUAGCAAGAUGGCCGAAUGUCAGUGUAGUAAGUGCCCCUAUCAUGGUGUAAAGGAUCAGGAAACAAGACUUAAGGCCGAGAACAAGAACUUUACCACCCAUCCCUUUCCUGCAGUCCACGCUUCAUCCCCAAACAACAAUCCAAUUCACAGCAAUUACUUUCAUCCACAUCACGGCAAGCCCCUCCCUGCCACCUCCCUUCACCUCUCAGAGAUCCAUCGUCAGGAUCUUCACAGCUUUCUCCCGGACAGCCUCAGGCACGUCAAUCAUAAUGGUUACCAUGACAGCCCGGAUGGAUGCACUGAACUGGAUGACGGAAAUAACAGUUCUAGUGACAUCAAUAGUGAUUAUGAUGAUGACGAUGAUGAUGUAGACGAUGACGAUGAUGACGUGAGCAGUUGUUCACCGAGGAGAACAAGCCAGUCCUCAGACAUUGACGGCCUGGGCCUUGAUGUCCCCCCUGGUUCCCCAUCAAGUGUACGGAGCAGUGGAGAUGGUAGCUCAUGCGACACUCCACCUGUCAAUCAGUGUACGUCAUCAACGGAUGAUGGCCGGACGGAUCGUGGGAAAUACUGCGAUUGUUGUUAUUGUGAAUUCUUCGGCCAUGCUGCACCUCCUGUGGCACCAACCAGUCGCAAUUACACUGAGAUACGGGACAAGUUAAGAAGACGAUACAACGAACGGCAGCCAAACAAGCCGGUACAUCAGAACAAGAACAAGAACAAGAACAACAAGAAGACGGCGAAUGCGACAGUCGUUGAUCACCGGUCGUUGGACGAUCUCUUGACGUUUAUCAAUGGGCAGAAAAUGGAAGAAGAAAGACUGGGGGCAAAAUCGAAAGCGCAAAAAAGAGCGCGGCAAAAACAAAAGAAGGCGGCUGAGAAGGCUAAGCAGAAUGAGAACACAAAUGAUCAAAUAGACGACAAAGCUCCUCCAUCUUCCCCCUCCAACCGAGGAAACGUGAAUGGGAUUCAUCACAACGGCACGAGUGAUGCAUUGAGGAACAAACGGGAGUCUGACGCGACCACAAACUACCAAACACCCGCUCUUAACGGAAAAGAACUACAAAACGGCAAACCAGUACACAGGGGUAAAGAACAGGAACAGAAACAACUACAAACACCAGACAAUGAUGGCAAGGCGCGAAAGAAGAGAAAUCACUCAAAUCAAGAUGUCACGAUGUCACGCCAAGUAGAGAGUCACGAAAACGAGUGCAACUUCGGUGCGCGGACAAAGACGGAAGAGAAGGCGGAGAAAAUACGACAGGUAUCGGGAUCACCUGAUCGUGGCCCUGUUAGCAAUAACAAACACCAAGGGCAAGAGAAAACAGGCGGUCCACCACCACAGAAAAAGCAAGGAAAAAAGAAGAAAAAGGCAUCAGUAGAUGAUGAUGAUGUUUUCAUGCCGCGCGAAGAUAUCGAGAAACUUACCCAAAUGGAUGAAGCAGAGCGUGAACUGGAAGAGUUUAAAAGAUUUUGUAUGAAUCUAACACCCUUGGAGAGAAGAGAGCGUAUUCCUGUAAACGUCAACCUCAAAGGGCUUCUAAAUGGCAAGAAAAACGGAUCUUCCUAGGCCAUGCCUUGAGUUUCCUAGAUGAGCUUACUCGGCCUUCUUGAGUCGAGGAGGCCUGUAAACUGGUCGCGCCAGUUUUUCCGGAGUUGUGAAUUUAAGGAAGCACUUCCUCGAUCAGUUCCGUUUUCUUUUCAAUGUAAUCUAAUGCACAGAGAAUUAUAUUGCCAAAUAAAAUAUCUAUUUAGUUUCGUGAAGAA
Messenger RNA from Pocillopora damicornis (cauliflower coral), 3528 nucleotides. RefSeq lists its product as uncharacterized. The record is from RefSeq and is a predicted model, not a curated record. NCBI's taxonomy places the organism in Eukaryota, Metazoa, Cnidaria, Anthozoa, Scleractinia, Pocilloporidae.